Alternaria arborescens is the source of this 1626-nucleotide messenger RNA. RefSeq lists its product as hypothetical. The transcript has 3 exons. The coding region runs from base 1 to 1626 and encodes 541 amino acids. The record is from RefSeq and is a predicted model, not a curated record. NCBI's taxonomy places the organism in Eukaryota, Fungi, Ascomycota, Dothideomycetes, Pleosporales, Pleosporaceae.
AUGGCCUCCAUUGCUAAGAACAAUGCUUUUGGCAUAAACUGCCCAAGCUGGAACCUCCCUUUCCCAGACGGCAAUCUGACCGCUGCCGAGAUUCUGGCGUACCUCCCGCACUGGCUAAAGUCCAUAGAUGUUGUCGACCGUUUUGUUGUACAUGGUGCGAAAGCUGGCCACCUCGCCGCUAUGAUCAACGAGUUUAGGGUCCAGCCAUUGGGCCAAGAAUUCAAGCCGAACUCUGCUAUGGUCAUGAUCAAGUACGCUAUGCGACGCGCAGGCUAUUUGGACUGGACUUUUGGGUCGCACGCGGAGUAUGAGCGCGAGAUCCCAAGACCUGAAGACGACCUCAGCGUAACGAACUUCCGUACACCCAACCGUACCCACCCUAAGAUUGUCACUACUGCUACACCUAAAAAGGUCAAAGUCAACGAGGACUGUGAGCCGCUGGACUUCAAGGUCCUCGCGCUACAUGUGAAAGAUCAUCCGUCUGGUGAUGACGCACUCGACCUUACCCGCUGUGUGAAAUACGCUAUCGAGCACGAAGAGGAAAAGUGGCUCUUUCCCACAGACUUUCAGCGUCUCAUUGCUCACCUCGGCGGUCCGGCGACAGUCACUCUCGCUCACCACGAUAGGCAAGUAUUUGCUCGUCACGACAACUACGUCUUUUCACCUGUCAAGUCUACACCCAGUAAAGGUCAGACACCAAACAGCAUCAACAGAACAUUCAUUCGCGAUAUCGACUCGGUUGCUAUCUCGAUGUCGGCAACACCCAAUAAGCGUGCUGUAGAUGGUCUGGGAAAGGUGCUGAAUGGCAACAAGAGGAGGAGCAGUAGGCUUGUCGGUAGGCAGAUCAACUUCACUCAAGAGCCUGAAAUAGAUGUUUCGGACAGGGACUACUCCGACUCGCCCUACAACACUCCCCCAAAGAAACGGAAGCUGUCCCGCCUGCCGCUCACUCCCAAUUCAUCCACCGAUAAUGAUGAGUUUGUGCAAGGCGAGUCAGAGCCUGACGACGAUAUUCCCGAAGACAACGUGGGUGACGUUGAAGAGGCUGCUUCGCCGGUCCGUACAUCUCGCGGUCGCCUUGCUGCGCGUAAGGCUAGAUCCAAUAUCAAAACUGCUUUCGUACCUGAGCGCCGACCUUUGAAGCUCAAAGUUCCUGGUAUUGGCCCGUCACCUCAGAAAACCCAGCGACAGCGGGGGGUGCCGUCAUUCAUGACCAGCCAUUACGCCCCAGAAGUAAUGGAUGCUGCGCGCGAGUAUCUCAACCGCGAGCCGAUCUAUCUCACACCUCCUGUUCUCUCUGAAGGCCGCCUUAGGAUUGACGAUUACAGUAUUUACCUCUAUUCCUCUCCUCCACACACCUCUAUGGAAGCCAUGUACGCGUCUGCGUAUGACUACGCCCGCUUCAAUGGCCCUCGCCGCCACGCCCCAUUCCGCGAGCUUCACCUGCUGAGCCAGCCUUACCCGAACGAUACAAGUGACUGGGCCGAGAACAUUCGUUGGGCUAAGCAGCAGUUCGCUACGUUUGGUAGCAUCUGGACGGAGUAUGACUAUUUCCUUGAGUGUAUCACAGCGCAUAGGCACGAGAUUGGAUGGGUUAGUGAGGAGGUUAUCAGAGACGGCAUGUGA